AAAAUAAACUCAUGAUUGUUGAUGAUUUCAUGGCUGUCACUGUCUGAGUUUAGCAACCACCGAUGCGUUGUGUUGUAGACUACUCUACACAGGAUGUAUUUCACUAAAUUAACCUAAAUAGGCUAUUUUAUUCUAAGUUAGUAUUAUUUUUUCUAUUAAAAAUCUUGAUCUAAUCUAGACACUAAACCUGUUAUACAAUGCCAACGGACAAAAAAUAUUCCGAUAAUAUUCAAAACGUUAAUCUACAACAUCUUUCGGUUUCCGAGCUGAAACACAUUUUACGAUCUUUCGGAAGAACAACAAAAGGCAGAAAGUCGGUUUUGCGUGUUCAGUUGGCCUUUUUUUGAUUGCAUCGCUGUCUUUGUUUUAUGUUCAAGCCUUGAUAUCACUGUGUAUGAUAUAGUUGUUGUUUUAUUCAGAGUUUCCCUUUGUUCAGGUUGGCAGAAUUAAAGAGCACCAGAAACAGCCUGCAAGUAGCUCGACUAUGGCCAAAAACAAUGACGCAAGGAGCACUGAGUCAGCAACCUUCCCGCGCCAGCGUAAAUCAACCAAUGGUCUUCACACGUCACCCUCUGAGGUACAGUUUCACACAAUGACACAGUCUUUGGAGUCUGAGAGGAAAGACAGAGAGCGCAUUGUCCUGUGGCGACAACCGCUUCUGACACUGCAGUACUUUGUACAGGAGUCAGGAACGUUGAUCUCAAUACUUGCCAAUAGGCUGUAUAGAAGAAAGAAAACAGUGGCCUUAACUUUGUUGUUACUCAUUGUAGCUUACCUGAUCUACCGCAUGGAUGGACCUCAUCAAAAGCUGGUCCAGUCUGUUGAAAAAAAGUUCCUGUGGUGUGCCUACUGGGUGGGACUAGGAAUCCUUUCAUCUGUAGGACUUGGCACAGGUCUGCACACAUUCUUACUAUACCUGGGACCUCACAUUGCAGCUGUCACACUGGCAGCUUAUGAGUGUAAAUCCACAAAAUUCCCUGAGCCUCCUUACCCUAAUGAGAUUAUUUGCCCAGAAGAGCAGGACAACCAAAGCAUGUCCCUGUGGAGCAUCAUGAGUAAAGUUAGAUUAGAGGCCAUUAUGUGGGGAGCAGGUACUGCCAUUGGAGAACUCCCUCCCUACUUUAUGGCCAGGGCAUCACGCCUCUCAGGUGUGGAUAUGGAAGAUGAUGACUUUGAAGAAAUUGAAGAGCUGAUCCAUGAGAAAAAGCGCCACCCUGAGGACAUGGUUUCUCGGAAAGGCUUUUUGGAGAAAGCCAAAUUGUCAAUUCACAAUUUAGUACAGAAAGUUGGCUUCUUUGGGAUACUGGCCUGUGCAUCUAUCCCCAACCCAUUGUUUGAUCUGGCAGGCAUCACUUGUGGCCAUUUUCUCAUUCCAUUUUGGACCUUUUUCGGAGCCACAUUGAUUGGGAAAGCAAUCAUAAAGAUGCAUAUACAGAAACUGUUUGUAAUAUUUAUAUUCAGUGCCCACCAUGUAGAGAGUGUAGUCAAGUUGAUUGGGUAUAUACCUCAUUUUGGGCCUCUUGCCCAAAAGCCAUUUCUAGAAUAUCUGGAGCACCAAAAGUUAAAACUCCAUCACAAGCCUGGAGUGGGACAAGAAGAAGGAGGAGGCAACAUUCUGUCCUGGUGCUUUGAGAAGCUGGUGAUGGUGAUGGUUCUGUACUUCAUCCUCUCCAUUUUCAACUCCAUGGCCCAGAACUAUCACAAGAGACUAUGCAAAAGUAAGCGUGCCUCCAGUAAGAAAGGGGCCUCCCAUUGAGAGGAGAAACAGCCACUUGUAGUAUUAGCCCCAAGCUCAAGGGGGUGUGAUGAAAUGGUUAUUUUUAUUUUUAGCCUUUCUUGGGUGUGUGUUUGUGUGCAUGUAUGACUGGCUAGGGAGCAGUGAACUUAAAGAAUAAAUUGUUUUAAUUUUGUUGCCGCUAUUGAGAACCUUUUUUUUUUAUCUCAGACUUUCAUUUAAAAUUGGCUAUUUCGAAGAUCAUUGUUGAUUUGAUUUUGUGUUGAUUGUAUGUUAAUCUAGUGUUUAGAAAAGGCCCAUGAAUAUGAUUAUUACAUGCUGAAGUUAUGUGACAAUGUUUUGAAGAAAUCAAAUCAAUUCUCUUCUAAGCAAUAUUGUAUACAAAUAUUUUAUACUUGUAUGGGUGUUGUGUAUUUCUUAAAUCUUGUCAUUCAUGUUUGAAAAUGUAGGAAUAUCAUUUUAGUUUAUUUUUCUACCCUGUUUUUUAGAAUGGGUAUUUUUUUUUAGUAUGGGUGCUGUACUGGAUACACCUAUGUUAUCAUGCUAGAAUUAAUUAUCUUUAUUCAUAUCAAUAUUCUUUAAGAUCAUAACAUUUUCAUUUGAUUUCACAUCACUUUUGUCAAAGUAAUUGAAAUGUAGCAUUAGGUUUUAAAAUCUCUGGAAUAUUUGUGUCUAUAGUUGAAAGUUGGAAUUAUCUUUCAAUAUUUUUAGCUUUGUUAGAGAUAAAAAACAACAAUUAAUUGAAUAGGUGUAGGUGUAUCAUUAGUAAAGACAAAUCUUCUGUUCCUGGCACUCAAAACCCUGGGUUGGCAUUCAUGUGUCCUGCUCACAGAAGUUAGUUGACCAAGCACGAGACUUGAAUUGAAAUUUUGAAAUAGUAGAUUGCCUUUGAAUUCAGGUUUAGUAUUUUUUUCUUCUUUUACAUUGUACAAAACAUUUGCACCCUAUUUAGCAAGCUUGGACUUUAGUAAAUGACAAUAUAGUGAUACUACUGAUGAAGUUUGAAGUGUUUAGAUGUAUAGGUUUGGUAGCCUUGUUUUGAUUAUUUUCUACCUCCUUUUGUCUUGAAUUAAAAAACAACCUCCAGUGAUAUUCACAAUUCCCUUUAAUGAUAGCUCCAAUGUAAACAGGGCAGCCAUUUCAUGAAGUAAAGAGUUAGGGCUCCAACAGAUACAUUCCCUUCAUCAAGAACAACUCAGAACAAACCAGUUUCUUUUGUUAGUCUCACAUAUCUUGAGUGUUUACACACAGUUUUCAUGUCAUACUAGCUAAGAUUUGUAUUGCUAGAGAUCUAUUGUAGUUUAGGUCAGGUUGUUGGGCCAUUGAUCACCAGUCAGAUGUAUGAUGCUGUUCAAUACGUUUGUCUUUCAAAUGAUGUCCAGUAAGUUUCUCUUUCAGAUGUUUGAUGUUGCCCUAUAAAGAUAAGUAUUUCCUUUUGUCACCAUUUUCUCUUUUAUGAUUCCUGGUGUGUUUAUUUUAUGAUCAGUUUUUAUUAAGGUGUUUAUAGUAAUUGACCAACUUCAUCUCUCUGAACUUACAUGAUUUUGAAUGCUAUCUUUCUUAAAUGUAGUCCUGUCUUGUAGGCUGGACCACUGGAACAUGAAUUGUAAAUGCAGUUAGCGAGAUGCUAUUUUGUAAUAAACUAACUUUUUUUUUUACAUGUUGCUAUCUAGUUUGAAGAAUUCAUUCAUUCAUGUUUCUCUUUGUGUUGUGUUAUGGGUAUUUCUUUUUAUAACUUUUUCCUACGCCUAAACCAGUUGGUAUUGAACAAAUUAAACACAAGCUAUUGAUAAGUAGACACUUUCAGUCUUUGGGUUAUGAAAAAAAAAAGGAAAAAUUGCCAAACCGUUGUCUCUCCUAGUGAAAGCCAAUGAAUAAAUGAGUACUGAUUAGUUCCCUGUCUUUCCCUUUUAUUUUAUACUGUAUUUAAAAUGUGUCCAUUGAUAGAGAUGAUGUUAUUGAAGGUGUAGUGCAUCCUAUGCAUAGAAUACAAUUAAUCAAGAAUAGAACUUACAAUGAAGAAACAUUUUAUAGUAAGUGUUGAUUUUUGUUUGGUUAAAAGUUUAUAUAAUGGCAACACUUGUUCAAUUAGGGGAUGAAUGCCAUUUUUGCUAUGAACUGAACAAAUAUCUUUCUAUGUAUAUAUCAAUGUAAUGUUUGGCAAUAUAUAUAUUAAUAAAUUAAUAUAUAUAUUAAUAAAUAUAUAUAUAUAUACAUUUAUAUAUAUAUAUAUAUAUAUAACAAUAUCUCAUUCCUAUGUAUCCAGUUUUCAGACACUGGUGACUUAUGUAUAUAUAUUGGAUUCCCUCACUGCCUGGAGGUGAAACAAAAGUGUCAUCUCCAUGAUCCUUCUUUCCCCACCCCCCACCCCCAAUCUCCAGACUUAUUUGAUCAUGUGAUUUUGAUUUGUGUGUACUUGUACUUUUAAAAUUUGUAUUGUUUCAUUAGUUUUAUAUUGAAAUCAGAUGAACAUGUUUAUUUCUAUUGUGUUGGGCAGGUGGGACUUUUUGCCUUGAUUUUUUUUUUUGGGGCUGGUUUGUUUAAUUGCAGUAAAGAACAGAAAAGUGUCAUUUAGUCCAGUAGCAUUAGUUCCUCUACCAUGGAACAUUCUGGGAAGUCAUAGUAAAAUGGAAUUUCAAUACAGCUAUGACCUUGGUGGUUUAAGUGUCAAACUCAGCUUCCCACCCAAAUCUCUGUAGAGGGUUCAGAUAUCCCUAUCAGACCUUGUGAUCUAGGAGGCAGUUGAUGUACAGAUUAUCUGUUCCUAUGGCUUAUGGUUAACCAGGGUGUCAUGUGGCCAGCACAACCACCAAGGGCCUUUCUUCCCCAACAUAUGUCAAGUACCCAUUUCAGUUGGGUGAACACAUGAGAAGGGGAGGGCUUCCUACAAAUCCCAGAAUUUGAACUUGAAACCCCUUGGUUCAGAAGCAAAAUGCUUUGCCUACCACUCAGCUGUAGUGCCCCUAAAUCCAAUCUCUGUGCCACUUGAUAAUUGUUUAUCUAUAAUUUUGCUAUAAUCAUGAAAAGUAUUAUUAGGGUGGGUUAAAUUUUGAUGAUUGUGAAACAUGCUUGAUGGUCCACAGAAUGAGUGAAGAACUGACACUUACAUUUGAUUCAUAUAUGAUUGUAGUUACUAGAAUUGAUUGUCAAACGUCUAAGUAUAUACAUCAUGAUGUAUGUUAAGUCAAUACUUGGCAGUAGCAAUAGUUUCUCAGAACAAUUGGAGUGACAGACAAAGUAUCUGCAUGAAAUACAAAGUAACUUGUUGCAAAUCAUGUAUUUGAAUAUUAGAAACUUCUCUCACAUAAUUUUGUAAAUGAACCUCAUUGGAUGGAUCCAUGGCCAUCAUCAAAUACUUAGACUAGGACUAUUUCUCCCCCACACUUCCUGAAAGGUUCUAGCUGUGUCUACAGCACUCCUGUAGUUACACUUUUCAAGAAAUGUAUUUGCACCUGUAGAUUUGUUUAGUGGAUGUUUUAAUGAGAGCCAUGUCUGGGACUGCAACAUUGCAUUUUUUUUCUUAUAUUUCUUUUUUUUGAUACAAUUAUUUUCUAUUUUCUUUCUUUGUGUUAGUGAAAAGAAUAUUUUUUUUGCUUUAGCAAUAAUUCUUUUUUAUAAUCAGAUGCUGGACAAACUUUAUUCUGUAAUGUAAUAAUGAAAUGUGGAUGUUUGAAAUAUGUUUGCCAAAAACUUAAACAGGGGAAGUCAUUAUUCAGUUCCAUUGUAUCUGCUCAUUGUCACUAUUAUAUUUAUUGAUUUUGGCUUAUUGAAAUAUGAAACAAAUAGCCAAUAGCAUCAUGGUCACAUCACUCAGUCAUUUUCCCAGAUUGUUAUGUUAACAUUCAGAUUUUUGAGUUCACACACCAAAAAAAAAAAAAAAGUAAUUACAAUUAAAUUUUUUUUUGUUACAAAAGAAUAGAAAAAAGUAGUUCAAUCAAUAAGAGGGCAGUUGGUUGUGAUUCGACCUUGACUAGCAGUUGUGUGAUGUGACCUUGACUAACAGUCAUGUGAUGUGAAAGUUUGGUAUAUAUUUGUAUGACAUUUUCAAAGUGUAUGAGGUUAGUUUCUACAUGUGUAUUUCUUCAUGUUUCAAUGUUCUCUCAGAUUGUAGUGUUCCUUCAUAUGCUGUGUUAUUAAAUGGAAAUGUAGAGUAGAAGCUCCGUCUGGAAUGGGUUGUUUAAUCUGCAGUUAUUUGUAGUAGUCUGAUGGCUGUUGGACAGGAAAAUGCUUUAAUUUCAUCUGUUUGUUACACAGGAUCCUGUUGUCUAAGAUAUUAAAAUCUUUGAGAAACAA
Messenger RNA from Biomphalaria glabrata, 6028 nucleotides. RefSeq names its product vacuole membrane protein 1-like. The transcript is spliced from 14 exons. Gene Ontology annotation, biological process: Golgi organization; autophagy. Lineage: Eukaryota; Metazoa; Mollusca; Gastropoda; Planorbidae. The record is from RefSeq and is a predicted model, not a curated record. Gene Ontology annotation, cellular component: endoplasmic reticulum; endomembrane system; membrane. The coding region runs from base 485 to 1756 and encodes 423 amino acids.